Messenger RNA from Fusarium musae, 1155 nucleotides. RefSeq lists its product as uncharacterized. The transcript has a single exon. The record is from RefSeq and is a predicted model, not a curated record. Lineage: Eukaryota; Fungi; Ascomycota; Sordariomycetes; Hypocreales; Nectriaceae. Bases 1 to 1155 code for a protein of 384 amino acids.
AUGAGUUCGCCUGCUGCCCAUCUCCCUCCUCCUCUCCCAGAGCAUGCGAUUCAGACUCUUUUGCAGGCCUUGCGCCUGCCUCAUGCCACGUCGAUCAGCAAUCCGCAAAUGACUGCUCAAUAUCAUUCAGUUUACUUCCUCACUCUGUUGCCUACCGAGUUGUCGCGCGGCCACUCCGAGCUCGUUCUUCGCGUCGCGGGUAACCACCUCCCCGAGAUCAAAACUGCGAAUGAGAUAGGCAUCAUGACUUGGCUCUCCAGGAACACCAGCAUUCCUUUACCAGAGGUCAUAGCCUACGAUGCCACGAACCAGAACCCGAUUGCUCACGAAUACACCUUGCUUUCUCGCAUCCCUGGCGUCACGCUCAGCGACAUCUACGGUAGCUUGAGCGACAAGCGACAAAACGACAUCAUUGACCAGCUGAUCGACUUCCUUAUGCAACUCCAGGCGCACCCAUGGGAUGGCAUCGGAGGAUUGACCGUCGAUGAUCAAGGCGAACUGAAGCUCGGCCCAGUGGUGGACGAGACAUUCUGGCAGGUCCCAGAUAUUCAAGCGCUAUGGCCCGAAGGAGAGACAGUGACGACCUUGAACAUCGGAGGGCCGUACAAGACAUACGUCGACUACAUGAUAGCACAUGUCACCAACUACAUUCGACUCAUCGAAACUCACGAGAAGCUAGCCUUCAUGCGAGACAUAAGUCCCCGCCUCGAGGCAUUUGUAGCCGCUCUCCCGAGACACGCCAACGAGCUUAACAACAUUAAGCUACGCCUCGCCCACAAAGAUUUGCAUUUCGCUAACACGAUGUUUGACCCGUCUUCUGGCAAAAUCACUGGUAUCCUUGACUGGGAAUUCGCUGGCGUCGUGCCAUACCCCCAGUGGAACCCAAGAAGCUCCUUUCUCUGGAACGGGAUCGACACCUCGGAGUCGCUGAAGGAAAAGUACAGGUUGUUGGAAGUCUUCAAGCAGCGCUGCAAGGAGAAAGGCUGCACGUUGUUCGAGGAGGCGGCGUACACCUCGCCAAUGCAGGAAAGCAUGCAGCUAGCGGUUGACUUCUUGCGGGCUAUCGUGGAGGUAUCACCAAGGGGUCAGCGGCAGGAGCUGGUACAAAGAUGGAAGAACACGGUGCUGGACAACAUCGCGAAGUUUGGGGCUUAG